AUGAUCCCUGAGGUUUUUGAAUCUCGCAAGCGCAAGAUUCUCGCAGACCUGUCCAUCCCGGACGCAGAGUAUACUGAUCUGUCGCCGAAGGGCUCUGUGGAUGAAGGUAUUCGCAUCCUCAUCAAUGAUAUUAAUACCCUACCAGGGUUGGUGACUACUAGCAGCUGUGCGGGAAGGAUCAGUGUAUUCCUGGAGGGGCGAAAGAAGCAACAGCAGCAGCAGCAGCAGCAAGCGGUGUCAGAUGAGCAGCAGCAACAACAGCAGAGGCAGUUCGUACCUUCCGGGGGCAAAGGAGCAGGAAAGUGGUUAUAUGUGUCUCAUGAGCCCUUGCAAGAAUAUGGGAAGGUGCGAGAAAAAGAGCAAGAGCGCCAGCCACUGCAUGAGUUGUUCGGGAUGAUGCCUGGGGAUGGCAGGCCACCCGGUUUAAACAAGGAUGGUCAAGCCCCGCGUCUCGUGCGCUUCUCUUUUGAGCCUAUGAUCCUCCAUAUUAUGACGGCCACAUUACACCAUGCUCACCCCGUGCUAUCUGCCGCUUCAACCUCCGGCUUUCGUGAGAGUGGACUGCAGAGUCUACGUUGCUUAGAGGCGAAUGACAUUGAGGGCCCAAGCCCCAUCGUCGCUGUGCGCUCUGCCGGUCUCUCAUUGGAGUCUGUCAUCGGGUAUUGUGAAGAAACUUAUGAUGAUAAUGAUGAUAAUGGAGAACCCAUUAUCCGCAGUCUGGUCACGGAAGAGUUUCUCGAGAUGCUGGUUGCUAUCUCGAAUGAAAGAUUCGCUGUGAACUCUGAACGUAAGGAGAGAUUUCGCGCGAAUUUGUUAGAUCUGUGUUCGACGGACCACACAAAAGCGAAAGGAAAGUCUAAGCCCCCUGGUUGGGAGGAUCCGGAGAAGCGAAGGGAGAGGAUGAGGGCAGAAGGACUGAAGAGGAAGCAGCUGGCGCAAAAUCAGAGGAAGGAAGUUGACGCGGAUUUGGAUCUGUCGGGAGCAAGUCUGGAGUAA
This is a messenger RNA of Aspergillus costaricaensis CBS 115574, 996 nucleotides long. Its product is annotated as tRNA wybutosine-synthesizing 3 family protein. Bases 1 to 996 code for a protein of 331 amino acids. The transcript is spliced from 2 exons. The record is from RefSeq and is a predicted model, not a curated record. NCBI's taxonomy places the organism in Eukaryota, Fungi, Ascomycota, Eurotiomycetes, Eurotiales, Aspergillaceae. Gene Ontology annotation, molecular function: tRNA methyltransferase activity. Gene Ontology annotation, biological process: tRNA methylation. Gene Ontology annotation, cellular component: cytoplasm.